Ooceraea biroi (clonal raider ant) is the source of this 12192-nucleotide messenger RNA. RefSeq lists its product as uncharacterized. Gene Ontology annotation, molecular function: protein binding. The record is from RefSeq and is a predicted model, not a curated record. Gene Ontology annotation, biological process: response to starvation; autophagy. NCBI's taxonomy places the organism in Eukaryota, Metazoa, Arthropoda, Insecta, Hymenoptera, Formicidae. Gene Ontology annotation, cellular component: cytoplasm.
UGACAUCAUCAUUGCCACCGUCGUCCGCUGCUUGUCAGUCGCUCGUAGAAUGACGCAGUAGGCGGACGCAGCGCGUGGAGCGCAGUGCCGAGUCCCUCGAGAGUGCAUGAUGAGAAAGCACGGUGUUUCGGGGUGAAGUAGAUAAAAUUACUUUGGAAAAAAAUGUCUGCGGAAUCACCAAGGCGAAGUGCACAUAAAGGAGCUCAAGUUGUUUCACCUCAACCUAUAGUUGAUCGAUCGAUUAUCGACAGUGUUGCUGGAAUCAUCAAUGACAUAGUACCACAGGGAUACGCGGGGGCGUCUAACUCUGAUAAUAAGGAAACCAUAUCAUGGGCGCGAUUUGAGUACGCGGAUAUAAAUGAUCCUGCUUUAUAUCCCGAUUACAAUGAGGGUUCCGGUACACCACCAUUGUUAUUGGUGCUAGGAUACGCUGUUGGUGUUCAGGUAUGGCUGAUAGCAGCAACGGGGGAAGCGACGGAGGUCCUGUCAUGGCGGCAAAACGUAGUUCGCACCCUUCGAAUUCUACCAAAUCCGAAGACUGACGACGAGCACGUCGACGAGUUCGAGGCGAAGCGGCCGUUAGUAGCUAUCUGUUCCGAGUUGGACUCGACUCUUCCGGGACCAAAAUUUUGCGACGUCAACUUCAUCUCUUUAAAAACCGGCGAGCAAGUGCACAGCGUAGGAUUCAAGAAUCCCGUUUGCGACGUGCUGGCCAACAGGCGGUCCGUGGUCGUAACGUUAUUAGAAAAAAUUGCAGUCUUCGAUGCCAGAACGUUGCAGAACAAUAUAAUCAUCACUACCUGCUAUGCCAGCCCUGGCCCAAAUCCAAACCCGGUUGCUUUAGGAACACGAUGGCUCGCUUACAGCGAGAAGAAAUUAAUACCCUCGAGAAGAAGCAGCGGUGGCUGCGAGGAAGAAGGCGUUCAGAGUUACACGGCCACGGUAUUGUACGCAGCCAAAUCACUGGGCAAGGGCCUUCGCGGGCUGGGAGAGACCGUAGCCUCGAGUCUGACUGGAAAUUCAGUAUCACCGAUGGCCAUCAAUAACGCGGGCAACGACGUAACGCAGCCGGGCGUUGUCACGAUACUGGACCUUCAUGUCGCGAAAGACGAGAAGGAGCUGGACGAUGCGAAUGCGGAGGCUGUGAUCGCGCACUUCACCGCCCACAGCGACGCGAUCGUCGCCAUGACUUUCGAUCUGACCGGUGCGUUAUUAAUGACGGCGGAUAAAAGGGGACACGAUUUUCACAUAUUCAGAGUUCAACCGCAUCCCGGUGGGCCGACGUUGGCAGCGGUGCAUCAUCUGUACAUUCUACAUCGCGGCGACACUACUGCGAAAGUACAGGAUAUGGUAUUCUCGAGCGAUACACGUUGGGCCGCGAUAUCAACCGUCAGAGGUACGACCCAUGUUUUCCCCGUCGCGCCUUACGGAGGUCCUGUGGGUGUCAGGACGCAUUCCACGCCUCAUGUGGUAAACAGGCUAUCGAGAUUUCACCGGAGCGCGGGCCUGACCGACGACGGUACCCGAUCCCACUCUCCCGUGUCGCAUACGGAGCUACCUCUAUCCGCGUAUCCGUAUUCGAAUCCUCGACUGCCGCCGUAUCCCCAUCCGACGAUAUUACACCCACUGUCGCAGAUACGACAGCCCUCGUCCCUGAAUCAGGCCAACAGCUCCACGCAACCGAGACCGCAACAGAGACAGCGGUUACAUUCUGACGACAGCGGGACGUUGCCGUUGAAGAUCUGCGCGUGCUUCGCUCCUCCACGAGCUUGGAUGUACGCGCAGAGGGAAUCCAGCAGUAAGGUCAUCAAGAAAGCGGUCGACUCUUUGUUCAUCAUGGCGUGUCAUGGAAACAUGAUACAGUACGACUUGGAACCUAAAGCAGCUGCUGGAGUGCCAAAGGAAAAGGUCUGCGACGACACCAUGAUCGAGCUGGAGGUCGAGGCGAAAGGCCAGUGGCCGCUCUGUAGAUCUCCCAAUUUCUCGGAACUCGUCCCACCGUUGUCCAUGUCCAAUCCGUUGCUCAAUGUUUCGUUCACACCAAAGAACAAUCAGGAGCUCGACACGGCCGAGGACCGUUGGUUGAGCCAAGUGGAGAUCGUAACGCACGCCGGACCGCACAGGCGACUAUGGAUGGGGCCGCAGUUUGUGUUUAAAACUUAUAACGCGCCCAGCGGUGUGGACGUUAAUUUGGUCGGAGCGGAAGCAGUCGAGAUUGGAAUCACCGGAUCACGUCCGGCAAGAUCGAAGCCCGUUAACAUGCCCCAUGCAACGUCUAGACCGUUGAUGCCAGUUGUCAUCGACGGGUCAGGAAGCAGUUAUGAGCAAUCGCCGAGAUUCAUGGAGGCUUACGGCGAUCCUCUGGACAGUGAGAACGUGGCCGUCGGCAGCUGCGAGAGUCAACUGAGAGAGGAUCUCGCAGAGGCCAUGCUCGAAAUAUCCAUCGCGUCGCAUCGUGCUCCAGGGAGGCGUACGGUAUUUGAGAGGGUGGGUCAGCCGGUAACUAAAGUCGUCAACCCUCACACCGGCACCGUGAUUACCGUGUCGGCCGACGAGGAGGAAGACGCUAUUAACUCCAAUCAGGAGUACGACUCCGCCGCGGAGGAGAUCCACGCACCUAGAAGCGUGUGCGCGGAGGAGGGACCGGCCUCGCUCGGCGCGGCGGACCUCUCGGAUGAACCGGAGAGCCGGGCCCUGAAUCGCGAGCUUACCGAGAUCUGUGCGGAGAUGCGUUCGGCCAGCGAGCCGGCGAUCGACAGCGUGCCCGACGAGAACAUACGCGAACUGAAGGAACGCCGUGCCCUCUGCGCGGAAAUGGUGCACGGCAACAGGAAUCCAUCGUCGAUCGACUUCGAGAAGGAGGAAGCCUUCCGCGACGUGCCGACGAGCCUCAGUCUGUGCGCCGAACAAGGUGAGAUCCCGAGCAGUCCGAUGACGCAGGCGAAAGAGACCGCGUUGUGGUGCUGCAAGAGCAAGGCCGCGACCAGGCGCGAGGAUCAUAACGAGGCUCACGAGAGAAAUCUUGCCAAGGCGAAGUACGUCGUUAAUUACGAUGACGACAGCGUCACGCUCAUGGAGAAUAAAACCAUGCGAAGCGAGAGAAGUAACGAGGCAGCGCAGUCGAGCGCGGACGAGCAGCAUGCAGUUGCACGAGUAUCUAAGAAGUCCUCCGCGAGAAGAAACGUCGUCGAUUCUGUGGAAAAAGCCUCAAAGAGAUUCGUGUCGAGCUCCAGUUUCGCGCAGAAACGUCCGACUGAGCAGCAGACGGCGUGUACGGAGAAAUACGUCGUCAAGGAGGAUGAAGACAGUAUUAUCAUCGAAGAUGCACGGUGCGCAGAUUCGAACGCAAAGGACGGUGCGGCAAGGAAGAACGAGAAGGAGAGCGGCGACAUCGAUAAAAAGAGAAACGAGAACGUGAAAAACGUCAGUAAAGUGGUGAAGCCGCAUAAAAGCAAAUCGAGGGGCUGCGUUCCCUUGCAAGAUGUCUGUGGUAAUAAUCCCCGAGUAACACCCGAAGAUAAGCAGGUCAGAUGUGCGAGAGAGGAAGCUUCCAGCGAUACAUCUCGAACGAAGUCGCCUAUCGACAUGAAGGAAAAUUUCGCUAAACUUGCGUCGAUAAUGGAAAAAGCGGCAUUACUGUGGUCUGACAACAACAAUGACGAUGAUGACGAAUUGCCGCCGCUGGAGCCUCCGCCGCUGGAUCCGCCGCCGCUGGACGAUUUCAGUUCCAUUGAGUACCACAUGGUGGAACCGUGCCUCGGCAAGGACACCACUUCCACUCCAUCCGCUCAAUCCGACGACGACAUCGAGCACAUUCACGCGUCCGAGUUAAUGCAGAUGCGCGCGAGGGCUGAUGGCAAGUACAAAGACGCGAGUGCGGUCAGUGCUUGCGUCGUGCAGUCAUCCCCUGUGGCGCAACGGAAGAGCAGCAAGAGCACGAUCUCGGACGACGAUCUCGAGUACAUACACAGCUCCGAGCUCAACUUCGAUUCGAUGAAUUUCGAGCGAGGAGAUGCGGUCAGAAAGAACGACAGUUGUUCACGCAGAAAGUACAGCAAGUACGCUCUGUCCUCUGACGACGACUUAGAGCACGUUCAGGACUCCGAGAUCCGUGAGUUAGAACUUGGCACGAUGGCCAGCUCGCCGAAGGAAUCUCCGACGAUGCAAGAAGCGGCGCCGACGGAGCAGCAAGGACUGAGGUCGUCUAGGUCCGGCAGAAAGCGCAAGGAUAUCAUGGUGAUCGAGAAGAGCGAUGCAGAGGCUGCGGAGGUCACCGUGAUAUACAAUCCGCUGGAGGAUAUGUGGCAGAGAUCGGAAGAAAUCGAUAAAUGCGGUUCCGUCGAGCAACUUAAGGAUAAACCGGAAGCGGCGUAUCCGAGUCCCACGAGAAGGAUGAAAAAUCGCUCCUCAAAGACAAGUUGCUCAUCAUCAUCGUCAUCGACGUCGCUGCUGUCCGGCAAGCGAGUUUCUCAGACGGCCGGCGACAUCGUCGAAAUUAUCGACCUCGACGCGUUGCAGAAAGCCGAUAUGGACGCGGACGUGGCGCCGGAGUGUAAAAUCCUGUCUGCCGGAACGCGCGGCAGAAAAUCUCGUAAGAGCAAAAAAUCGCACUCGGAAGGCCAGUUGCAGGAAAACAGUUCGAUGGAGCUUCCCAUCGGCGCUCCGCCCUCAUUCCGUUCCUCCAAGGUGAGAAUGGCGGAGCUGCAGGAGGCCGUGCAAGAGGACUCUCCGAAAUGGUACCAGGAAUCAAAGGCUCAAGCUCCUCCUUCGACGGAGAUAUCCUGGAGUUCUGUGGUCAAGAAGAGCAUUUCUUCGUCAGAAUCGCAGGAGAUUCGUAAGGAAACCGAUCUUGAACCGUUGAUAGAAGUGGAAGAGAAAUCAGAGAUUGGUGAGCGCGCGAGGAAGCACGAUGAACUCGGAGUACGCGAUGAUCCGUUGUCUGUCGGAUCCGUGAGAUACACGAAACGCGAGAAUACACGACGCCGAGUGUUAUCCGAGACCAAAGGGGUGGAAGAUAACGUCGAUGAAACGAGGACGACGAUGACAACGAUGGAAGAGAGUGUUCUCGUAAACCUUUCUGCGGCGGUACCGAUAGUAGACGAACCUCGUCUGGACAAGGAUAUCGUGAGCGUCGCGACCGAUAAGCCACGUACUAAGAUCCGUCGGAACGAAGAGGAUAAGAAAAGGACGGGAGACAGUCCUCUCCUUGCUUCGGAAGUACGAUUCGUCGCCGACGAGAUACGUCGAGGUGGCAGCCAAUCGGUGGCCAGUUAUGAGGACUUGAGUUCUAGUAGCUUCAGCUCCGCUAGCAGAGCGUCCUUGGAUGCAAGGAGCUCGCCGACGCCGUCGUACGGGGCCGAGAACAUGAUGGUAUUUCCUGGUGACAGUAGUGGCUCCAUUUGAGAUUAUUUGAGAUGCGCAGCCAUGUUGCCCAAGUGGCUGCGCUGCCUCAGGUAAAGAAAGAGUGUGACAAGAUGCAGAACCGCAGUGCCAUGAGCCGUUCCUCUCGCGGAAGGAAAAUCCUCGCUCGAGAAGAAGGAAGAGGAUGCUCUUCGCUGCAGCCACCGGUUCUGCCUUCUUCGCUUCAUCGGUUACACUACAAAACUUUACUUUUCUAAAGCUCCACUAGCAUGCCGGAUUACAUAGUAUACAGUGGAACAGAUACAGUGUACAGAUUGAACAAAUAGUGGAGAUAAUGAAGAACGUUAACGAUGAGGAGUGUUAUCAAAACAACGGGAGAAAAGAGUAAAUGAGAGAAGAGGAAGCUACAAACCCGCGACUCUUCUAUGAAGCGCGUGCGGUGACACGGAUGCGGUUUCUUUCCGCGCGAUUGUUCUGAGAGAAUCACGCGUUUUGCCAUUAUCUUGUUUCCUCAUUGUCUCUUCGCCUACUCCGUUCGCUUACUCUUUAUGCGUGCAUUUGCGCGGGCCACGGCGCUUUCUUCUAGUACAUGCAAUUUUUUACGGAAAAUUCUGUACAAAGCCAGUGGCGUAGGAACGAAAGUGACUCUCAUCGUAUUCGCGUGUAAAUGCAUAUUGCAAAAAAAAGAAAACGGAAGAGGAAGAUAAAAAAAGAAACGCGGCCGAAACAAAAGCCGCGAUAAAAAAUUCUGUUUCUCAAUCUUUCUAUUACGCUAUUAAUACUUAUAAGAGACUACUUUACAGUAAAGUACGCUAAUUAUUAAUCCCUAUAUUUUUAUACUUUUGGUAUUUCUCUUCGUGGAUGACGUACGUUCGAGAAUAGUCUGCAUUCGCGAUAGUUGCAUUUCUACAUCCCCACCUCGUGCAAUUUAACAAAAUUUACCCUUAGCACUGUGUGGAUUGUCCGUAAUUAUCUGUAAUCUGUAAUUUCGAGUUAUCUAGUUCCAACAUAUAAUACUUUCGAGUUUUGUAAACGACCGUUUCUUCCCGCUCUACUCGCGUUCUCUCAUUAGCAUAUCAAUUUUGGGUGGCCUCAAAACAAUGCGUUCGCUCGACAAGAUAAUGGUGUGCAACAAAUGAUAUAUACAAUCAAUAUCCUGUUUAAUUGAGCAAACUACUCCAUGUUUUUUCUCAACAUAAGAGACGAGAAGAAAGUAAAUAAAUCUUUUGAUCAAAAAUAGAUAAAUAAAUGCAGCGUGAAAUAGCCACUUACAAGCACUACGAACUAAUUAAGUAGACGUAAUAUAUUUGCGAUUCUGGUAAAUAUCUGGCGGAUAAAAGACGCAUUGUCCAGAGGCAACUUAACGCGACGCGACGAUCGCGCCGUAUCGAAGUAAACCAAGUUUAUCCGAGUUCGUUCCUACUCCAUCACACGUUCGUAAGUGACCAAUCUAGAUCGAACGGAGAGUUUUCAACGUUUUAAAGUAUCAGCAGCGGGAUGAGAUGUGAACGAGAUCGGUUUAGCUAAUACGUUAGUUAUAUAGAUCGUGGUAAAAUUUCGCGAAAACGUAAACGCGAUAUAGCGCACCAGGAUAUUCCACGAAAAUUUGGCAUAAUCCGUAUAUAUGUACAUAUUUCUUAGCAAAAUUAUGUGAGCACAUGGAUAAGGAUUGUUUCCAUAAACAUUACUGAAAUUUAAUAACAAUUUUUAUAACAAUCUCUGUCUGUUUCUAUAUGUCGAUAUUAUAUCAAUGUUAAUUCUUACGAAGUGAAUUUCGUUUAAUACUUCGUUAUUAACGUUUACCAUUAUUUGAAAAAGAAGAAAUUUAGGUAAUUCAUUCACAGAUUUAUUACAACUUCUUGAUGUUUUUUGGUGUUACCUUCUUUUACAUGUGACGUUUUAGAAAUAUAUUUAGAGACACAUUCAUUGUCUUAGGUCUAAAUAUAAUUUAAUGAGUAUUAUACAUUAUGUAGAUUUGCAAAAACAAUGCCACGCAUCCGUUCUCCGUGAAUACUUAUCGAUUCAAUAGGUAACAGCUUCAUUCAAGUAUAAUAAAGUGCUACAAAGUAAAUUAGAGACAGUUAGUCGUAACUAAUGGGCCAAAUUUAAUGUACGUAGAUAUACAGACGCAAACAGGGUAGAAGCAUAAUCGAUGAGUAGACUUCCCGACAUCUUCUGGGUAGGGAUUUGCCCGAUUUUCGUGGGAUACCCGGUUAUUCUGCUUUUUUCUAAGUGAUAUUAUACAUAGAAUAAAAAUAUUAGCUAAUAGCGCGUGCGAUCGGUGCCAUCUGGACUCGGAGAUGCGGAACGUAGCAUAGAUUAUUAGGAGAUAGUGCGUGUGCGUGUAUGAAAUUUUCGUAAUAUCUCCGUAGACGGCGUAGAGUAAUUUUUGUAGGAAAGUAAGUACGAGCGAUGAUACGCACCGCUCGUUACGGCGACUCAUGCAACAGUAAAGUGCAAUAGUUGCUUGAUGGAAGAUACCCUCAUUGCUUCCGAGGCGUGAAAGUUUCGGCGCAACAGUGGUCUAAGUACUCAGACUUCCCUCAUUUUUUAUCUUCAACGCUCUACGUUCUAUCGUGAAUCUCUCAUCUGCAAUUUAUCUUUCUUCGUGAUUACUGCACUUGAUGCAAAAGUAACGAGGGAAAUUUCUAGAAAUAGGUACUAUCCUGCUCACCACCGUUUCGUCUGCAUUUAUCAGGCGAUUGAUUGUAGAUUUUCCAAUUCGCGCUAUAGUAUGAAAUAGAUAUGAGAUAGGAGAAUCGUUUCUUUGUUUAUUAACUUUAUAGAGGAGAAGUGGGUAAUCGUUAGAAGAUAUAUGUAUGCAUUUAGCAGAUACGCACGGAGGAACAGAGGGAAAACCUUCAUUUCAUACCUUUUCGAGUAAUACUUUGAUAAAAAGUUUUAGUACGCAGAUACACCGUGCCGACUUGUAUGUGCGCGUGUCUAUUGUCCCACGCGACACUGAGAAUAAAAUUAACUCUUGGAUACGUGACUUCUAUUUCAAUAAAAUAAAAGUUUCAAUAAAAUUUACGUUUCGUAAACCGUCACAAAGAACAGUUCAAAAUCUUUCUGAAAUAUUCAAGAGAUAAAAAAUAAAGAUUUUUCUUUUGCAGAUAGGAAGCUAUCUCAAAAACAUAUUUAAGAUAAUUAAGAUUCAAGAUAAGAUUUUUUCCGAAAGCCGUUACUCAUGUGUCCAAGAGUUGAUGUUCUCGUUGCUGCACUGAAUCAAAGAAAUACACGGCCGCGCGCACACAUAUAUUUUUCUACCUCUUACUUUCCGAUAGCGUCGCCAAGGAUCUAUUGUUCUCCACGGCGAAAGUAGGCAGGACGAGUCCGCAGGCUCCGAUGCGCCGUGCACGAUAACCCAGUAUCGCAUGGUAACUGUAAUUAUUAAUGUAAUGAUAAUUUAUACAUGUACAUAGAGGUUUAUCCUUCACACAUACUCUCGAGAGACGAUUAAUGGUCCUUGGUAAGUUGAGACAUACGUAUUAUCUCUUUUUAUACUUACAUCACAACUUGUGCAAUAGACAAAUCAAUUUUAUAUUGUUAUUAUAAUAAAAUGCACGGAUACGUUUUGAAAAAGAAGAAAUACGAAUGGAGGUAUAGGCCAAUGCAAAAAAAACAAAUUUACAAAACCAGCUAUGUAUGCUCCUACUCUACGAUAUGAUUCUUCUUUUUCUAAAUUUGAUACAUUGAUAUUAGUUAAGAUGAUUCACGAAUUCAUGAGAUCGACAUCUAUAAAACUUGCACAAUGAACGAGUGUGAACUUUGUCUGGAAAUGGAGUAGCUUACUACUAUGUCUCUUUCAAUCAAAAGUGGAAACUGCAAAGUGUGCAUAGUCGGGUCUCGAGAGUCGAUUACCCUCCCUUGAUGUUAACAAAGCGGGCCGCAUCGUGAAUCGCUUUAAUCAACUAACUAAUACGCGCGAGCGAUGGCUUCGUAACGUUUUACGAACCGAUUCGAUUUAUUGUUACGCCUGGACAAUAGCACGUUCUCGAAUCACGGGUGUUGCAUCGCUUUGCAAGCGUAACGCAAUUGUGUACACGGAAUUUCUCUGGUUUCCAACAAGGGCGUUUUUGGUUUUACUUCUACGUAGCAUAGAUCUACUAUACUUCUACGAUAGAUUGUAAGGAAUUUUGCUUCUCCCGGAGGUGGACUACAGACGCAACUGCUCGAAAGAAGAUCGGCAAAGCAGAAAAAUUCCGUUACGUAUGCAUCGCAGCUGUUUCGUACCAGACGAGAGACUUGCCGCAAAACGCGCUUAGUGUCAUUUAAUCAUCAAUGCGCAAAUAGUAUCCAGCGUGACAUUAGGUGCCUUUAGCAUUCCUAAUCAACAGUGUAAUGAAAUUAAAUAGAAGACAGGAUGUUUAAUGAGUGUAGUUCGUACCGACUCGUUCUUAAUCUGACAAGAGAAAGAAGCUGCAAGCGGUAUCACGAAGUGAUGAACCGAUUUCGUGAUCGCAAAUCUGUAUAGCAAUAUUUUUGAUUGUUUUUACAGAGCGUACGAUUACAGUAAAAUGUCAUAAUAUUUGAAAAUACACAUAUUCUUAAAAAUAUUGAAGUGGAAUGUCCGCUCAUUGGAAAAUAUUUUAAUUACUAAACUGAUUGGUAUAUCUUCUCUUCAAAAUUUCGUUGAAAGGCUCAACCAUGUAAAAGUAUACAGCAUUCAAGAUCUUUGACGAAUUGAACUAAUAGUAAGUCAGAUUCUCCAAUAAACUUUAAGUGGAAUUUAAUAGCAAUUUGAUUGUUAUUGCAUAAAGAUUCUAAUUAGUAGACAUUGUAUUCUGUUAUAUUGCAUUGGGCAUUCUAUUCGAUAGAAAGUUAUUUCUAUUAAAGAAUAUUAUAACAUUAACGACAUCAUGAAAGAAUUUGUUAUUAAUACAUUGAGUUUUCUAACUUUCAAGCUUAAUUGUUAAAAUAGUUUUAAUAUUGAAAAUAUUAAAUUCAAUAUUUUUAUCAAUAGUAUUAAAUUCAAGAUUAUUAAAUAGUAUUGAAAAUUAGAAACACAUCAUUGUGCUAGAUAGACAACUUUUGGUAUGUGAUAAUUAAUCGCAAUUACGGACAAUUUUAAAGAAUGCUGUACUGGUGAAAUAUCUUUAAAAAUUGAUAAAAACAAAACUCAAAGUAAUUAAAUAAUUCGAACUUGGCUCCUCCGCAAAACGAGUCUGCCGUUGCACCGACUGAAUUUCAUCAUGAUAUUCAUUCUCUAUUUUUCAAUCGUAAUAUCUUUGAAAUAUCUAAUAUCUUUCGAUACGUUCGAUACGAAAAAAAAAAACGAAAAAGAAAGAGGAAAAAGGAAAGACCGCAAAAGUACAUUCCACCAAGCUAACUUUUAUCCAUCAUAUUCGAUUCCACUCCAUUCUCCGAACGUCUAAGUCGCCACAAAUAAAUAGAUAAAUGAAUAAAUAUAUAAUAAAUACGUACAUAUAUAUACAUAUAUAUAUGUACGUAUAUAUAUAAAUAGCUGUAGAUCGCUAAUUGUACUUCUGCCGAUGUAGAUGCAGAGCACCUUUGUAUCAUGAAUUUUUGUCCUCUAUCGCGCAAUGCGUUGUAAAUAUGAUUUUCAUCGAGAGAAGAUGACGAUCAUGAGCGAAGUGCUGUGAUUGCGAGCCGAUAAGCGUUGAUCGUGCGAGCUGCUGAAACAACAAUCGGCGAUUUCCAAAACUUUCCCGACUACUUGCAAACUUGUGAAGAUUAACGAUUCUACAACUGAAAUACGAGUCAUAGUCGUCCAACGUCAGAAAUCAAGACCUCCCGACGAAAUGGAAAUAAAUAGUGAAAAUAUUGUGUAUUUUUUUCAAGUAAUUUCUGACAUAUCUUGUACAUACAUUCCUCUUAAAAUGGAACGAUCUCUCGAGUCGUCAGUAAUUUAUCACGACAACAUCGUGCUUUAAGGUUUGCAAGUUAGAAAGAAAUUGGAAAUCGCUGCUGGAGAGUGACGUGUACGUCUGUGCGGAAAGAAAAGUAUAGAUUGUGAUGAACGAUUUUUAACGAGGUCUCGCGGUGGCGUCGAUGCAACGAAUGCGGGUAUGGAUCAACCAAACAACGACAGAUUGGCGAAAGAAAUAGGAAAGAAACAAUGUCUAUUAGAAUGCUCGAAUAAAAAAAAGAGACAAGAUAUUUCUUAUCUAACGUAAAGUCGCCGGUAAUAUUGAAGGAUUCAAUGUAACAGUCCGAUUUAAUCUUUUUAAAAUCUUGAGGAAAUUAAUCUCACAUAAUGACUUCGAGAUUAAUUUUCCCAAGGUUUUAUAAAACGCGUUAACGUGUAAGAGUUAAAUGUCCGACGCUCUAGCAACAUACGUAAAACACAACAUACACACACACACACGAGCGUUUUCGAAUUUGGCAAAUGAUAUUAUUUGCAUUUUGGGGCAUUAUUUUCCGUUCGACGCUUGACGUGCGGCACGGGAAAAGAAAAAGAAAGAGAAAGAUCGAGUUCCACCUGAAAUAGAUGUUCGCAUGUAUGACACCGCGUCACUUCGGCCUACCAAGCGGUUUUUUCAUAUAUUUUACUAUAUAUAUUAUGUAUUUUUGUCUGAGCUGAGAGAAUACAGCUACUAAUAAACAUUAAAAAAAAGUAUGUAUAUCUUAUACAUAUAUAAAUAGCGUGUAAGAGCGUAUAACUUUAUGUCACAUGUAUACAGCCGUGUUGACGGAGCACAGUGAUUCUUAAAUAAGCCGGCGGCGCUUCGGGAUCCUGCCGAGCAUCGAUUCCACCAGAAUCCGACGGAAUCCCGACGCUGUGCCUAUCGUGGAAGGUGUUUUGUAAUUGCGAUGGGCGGACGGAUUCUUUAAGAAACAAAUAAAAGAUUUUUAAUGACUGCAACGAAA